Molecule: messenger RNA, 1492 nt
Organism: Vitrella brassicaformis
Lineage: Eukaryota; Vitrellaceae
Source: the annotation of a GenBank genome assembly
AUGGUGGGUGGCGUCGAGUCCAUCUUACGAUACCAUUUGCGUGUCUUCGCUGCUUCUGUUGGCGCAGCUGCGGCGUCUGCGGCGUGCCUGCAAGAUCCUGGGGGUGUCUGAGUGGGACAACAAGGCCCUGGUACGCCGCGCCUACAAGGAGAAGGCCCUCCAGCACCACCCCGACAAAGGCGGCACCAAGGAGGGCUUCCAGCGGCUCAAGAGGGCGUACGAGCUGGUGCAUGCAGCGGCGCCGGAGCCACCCAAGAGCUGUGAGGAGGGCGAGGCCACGGGUGCGUGCCUCGACAGGCUGGGUGGUCUCUGCCCAAAGUGCGCCAAGAUGUACCAGGUGCGUGCAUUGCGUUUGAGAGAAAGUCACGUCUCUCUCACCUGAUGUUCGUUUCCGCUGUGUGUGUUGGGCUCUCGUCAGGCCAAGGCGUUGAGGGAGAUGACGUGGGAGGCCGAGGCCAAGGCGCCAGUGGCAGAGGAGGAGGCCCACGCCGCGACCACCCCCGCCGCCACGGUCAGCAGCCACCCGUCCUUUCACACCGACCAAGGGCCGCCCGUCACCAGCAGAGGGGAGGGGCUCUGGAGCCGCUGGUUUCCAGACUUCUUCUGCACCUGCUGCGGCUUUCCAAGAGGACGAGUAAGCUGGGGAAGAGGUAUGGGUGUCGGGAAGAUACUGCUUCUUUGACCGAUGUCUCUGUCUCUGCUGCCAUGUCUCUGUGUGCGUUUUGUGUCUUCAGCCGCAGUGUAUCGCUGCCUUCAUUUUAUAUCUGUGGACAUUUUCAUUUCACUUCAGCGUCGCUGAUUCCCUACAGCAAGGAAUGCGACAGGUUAGAAAAAGAAGACAAGUCGAUUGUCCGCCACGCAGAACAUCCAAGGUUUCCUGGCGUCUGGUGCGACCAACCGUGCCCUCUUCAUCUCCCAGACUGUCGCGAGCAUCGGGUGGAUCUUCUACGCCGCCGCAUUCUUCCCUAUGGGGGUGAGCGAGGUGCUAAUGGAUGGAUGAAUGGCGGGGCUCGUUGUGAUUUUGCCGUAAUGGCGUCAGCUCAACAACACCGAGGGUCCUGGGAUGGUGUUCGGGUGGAUCAUUGCCUCGUCCUACAAACUCGCCGGUGACGAAAUGACACAGAGUGACGGGCAGGCCAGGGGGCUCCCCACGUCUCGUGUCUUGUGUUGUGUUGUGUUGUGUCUUCAGCGGUGUGUUCCUGCCGACGACCGCCCCCAGCUUCUGGGUGCACCUGGCCAUGAUGGUCUUCUACGGCCUGGGGCUCUUCGUCGCCACCAUCUGGGCAUUCAUGUUCGAACCCACCAUCCACUGGGUCGGUUGGUGGGGGGCCUUACACGCAAAGACCACACAGAGUUCGGGAUACACACGACUGACUUUCUCGUGUGAUGCGUGUUCUCCUCGCAGGAGGGGGCUCCGGGGAUGUAUGCGGAGAGCUACGAGUUGGCCCCCGCCCUCGCACCCAAGCCCGUCAUGGCCACCACCAUGUCGUGA